AUGGAAUUUAAGAAAGAACAGCCUAAAGCUACAUCCAAAAGGUUUAAAAAGAUAACUUAAAAACUUGGAAUCUAAUCAUUAAACAAAGAAGAACGAUUUGAUGAAGGGAUGAAAGACUUUCAAAACUUAGAUACAUUUUUCACAGUCACCGAUUUACUGAAAGACAUGAACAAGGAACAACCAACUCCAGAGAGAUAAGCAUUAUUUGAAAGCUAAUAAACUCUCAUUAAAACUAAACUAAAACUCAAAAAAUGGAAAUCUGAAUACCCUGCUUACUUCAAGUUUGAAGAGAAACCUCCUUAGACUUAAUAUCGAAAUAAGGUAGCUCUAUUAUAAAAGGCUCAAACUCAUCUGAAUCUCGAAAAAUACGAACCCAAACUUUGCAGAGAGGUUGACAAUUUGUCAUCCAUAUUAAAAGAUAAAUUUAAAAAUGUUGACAUGAAGGAAUAUCCAUAACUUUAAUUAUUUUAGGAAAUCAGCCAAUAUGAAGAUUUAAGAGUAAGAACAGAAUUCAAUGAAAGUCUGAGAGAUAGUUAUCGCAAAGACAGGCUUUCUUUAAAAUUAGAAUAAUUUGAAUAAAAACCAACGGUCUCAUAUGAAACUUACUAUAAGAACUACCAUAAUUAAGCUGAAUAAUUAAGAAAUCGUCUUCGAUAAUAACAAAUGAAUUUCUUUAAUUAAAAAUGGGGGAAUUCUGUUGUCAAAAUGAAAAUGAAAGAAGCCCAAGAUAAAAGAGGAUUCUUAGAAAAAGCUAAGUAAAUCAGAAGACCAGCAGUCACUAAAAAAGUAGUAUUACCUUAUCUUGCUCCGGUAAUUAAAAAUAUUAUAACUGACAUCUGUGUAGAAGAAGCUGAUAUGAUGGAAUAGAAGAGAGAUUUUAAAAAAGAUAUUCAAGAAUUAGCAAAGCUUGGUUCUGAAUUUUAUGAUCCUAAACCUGAACCACAAAUUAUGGGAUUAAGAAUUGUUAAUUGUUGA
Molecule: messenger RNA, 975 nt
Organism: Paramecium octaurelia
Lineage: Eukaryota; Ciliophora; Oligohymenophorea; Peniculida; Parameciidae
Source: the annotation of a GenBank genome assembly